AUGCAGUGCUACACGGAGCUGACGCCUCCUACGGCAGUCACACACUCCCUAUCGUUACCCUUCACCUCGGCGCAAAGCAGCAACCUCGUUGUCGCAAGGGCCUCCCUUCUGCAGAUCUUCACCACCAAGUCAGUAUCCGCCGAGCUCGACAAUGCCCAGAACGCCCAGCUACAACCCUCCGCCGCGAAUCAACCCUACGAUGCGAGAGUCAAUGACGACGACGGCCUCGAGGCCUCCUUCCUCGGUGGUGACGCCGCCCUCGUCCGAUCGGAUCGCUCCCAAUACACGAAGCUGGUGCUUGUGGCAGAGUUCUCGCUCGCUGGCACCGUGACAGGACUCACGCGCAUCAAAUGCCAGACAUCCGCCUCUGGGGGUGAAGCUCUGCUGCUGGCCUUCAAAGAUGCCAAACUUAGCAUGGUCGAGUGGGAUCCCGUGAAGCAUACCAUACAGACUACGUCCAUUCAUUACUAUGAGCAGGAUGAACUCCAAGGGAGCCCAUGGGCUGCUCCGCUGAGCGAUUAUGUCAAUUUCUUGGCUGCAGAUCCCGGCAGUAGAUGCGCUGCUCUGAAGUUCGGGGCGCGGAGUCUGGCUAUCCUCCAGUUCAAGUCUGCCGAGGAAGACAUAGAGAUGGAAGACUGGGAUGAGGAGCUGGAUGGGCCACGUCCAGUAAAGGAGCUACACACCACGCUCGCAAAUGGAACUAGCAGCAAUGAAGAGACUCCAUUUUCAACCUCAUUUGUCCUCCGACUCCCCAAUCUAGACCCUAGUCUCAUCCACCCAGUGCAUAUUGCCUUCCUCCAUGAGUACAGAGAGCCAACCUUCGGCAUACUCUCGUCGACCUCGUCGCCGUCUGCGGUCCUGGGUCGGAAGGAUCAGCUUUCUUACAUGAUAUUCACGCUCGACCUCCAGCAAAAGGCCUCUACAACUAUCCUAGCGGUGAAUGGCCUCCCUCAAGAUCUCUACCGCGUACUGGCAUUACCACCACCAGUCGGUGGUGCUCUCCUGAUCGGUACAAAUGAAUUGAUACACAUCGACCAGUCUGGGAAACCCCAUGGCGUCGGCGUCAAUUCUUUUGCGAAACAAGCAACUUCGUUCAGCCUAGUCGAUCAGUCCGAACUUGAUCUAAGGUUAGAGGGAUGCGAAUUCGAGUUCCUCUCCCCUGAUACCGGGGAGCUCCUGAUGGUGCUCAAUGAUGGACGCCUGACACUGGUCAAUUUCCGAAUCGACGGCAGGACAGUGUCGGGGCUGAGCGUUCGGAUAGUUACGCCAGAAGCUGGUGGGGCCAUUCUUCCCACUCGCGUCACAACGAUCAGCAAACUUGGAAGAACAUCGCUGUUUGUGGGCAGUGAAGAGGCGGAUUCUCUAGUUAUUGGCUGGACGCGAAAACAAAGCCAAACUGGGAAGAGGAAACAUCGGCUGCAUGACGCCUCGCUGGACCUUGACAUAAGCGACGAGGAUUUGGAAGACAUGGACGAUGACGACGAUUUGUACGGGGACGACUCUGCACCGGCGAAAGACUCGAGUGCAGGUGGCGGCUCUGGUGGGAAGAUCGGAGAGCACGUUUUCCGCAUACACGACCGUCUUGUCAGUAUCGCUCCUAUAAGAGACUUUACCCUCGGGAAAUCCUCAGUCUCCGAGGACGAUGCUCAGAUGAACGAGGCAGGGGUCAGUAGCGACCUGAGUCUCGUGUGCGUGGUUGGAAGAGGUAACUCUGGCUCUAUUGCCAUCAUGAAUCGAGCGAUCCAACCGAAAGUCAUUGGUCGGUUUGAAUUUCCCGAAGCGAGGGGCUUCUGGACAGUGGCUGCUCAGAAGCCAAUACCGAAAUCUUUACAGGGUGACAAGGGGGCUGCAUCAUUGGGUGCUGACUACGAAUCGUCAGCCCAGUGUGACAAGUUCAUGAUUGUCUCCAAGGUGGACCUGGAUGGUUACGAGACCUCCGAUGUCUACGCAUUGACCGGAGCAGGGUUUGAGGCUUUGACUGGCACCGAAUUUGAUCCAGCUGCUGGCUUCACUAUCGAGGCUGGAACCAUGGGCAAGCAUAUGCGAGUCAUACAAGUACUCAAGACAGCUGUCCACUGUUAUGACGGAGACUUUGGACUCAGUCAGAUUCUCCCUAUGCUGGACGACGAGACUGGUGCCGAACCUAGGAUCGACAGUGCCAGUAUAGCCGAUCCAUAUCUCCUGCUGGUAAGAGAAGACGCAAGUAUUUACCUCGCCGGAAUCGAUAAAAGCUUCGAACUGGAUGAAGUCGAGAAAGAAGACGAUAGGCUUUCCUCUACGAAAUGGGUUACUGGCUGUCUAUACGAGGAUGCUGCUGGUAUCUUCGCCCAGGUUCAAAGCGACAAGGGCACCAAACCAGGUCACGACGUAGUAAUGUUCUUGCUCAGCAAGACAGGAGCUCUAUAUAUUUAUGCUCUACCCGAUUUGUCGAAGCCCAUCUACGUAGCCGAAGGCUUGUCGUUUGCACCUCCUAUACUUUCAGCAGACUAUGCAGCUAGACGAGGGACAGCACGCGAGACUUUUAAGGAAAUCUUGGUUGCCGAUCUCGGAGACAGUACAUCUACAUACCCAUAUCUGAUUGCUCGAGAUAACAAUGACGACGUCGUGGUAUAUGAACCCUUCCGGACACCAUCGGAAGCUACCUCUCAACUAUCCCAGUCGCUUCAUUUCAAAAAGCUACCCAACACGUCUUUUGCUGAGAGCUUGGAAGUUGCGACAGAUGAUGAGGUUGAGCAACAACGAACUUGUCCCAUGCGCCAAUGCCAGAAUGUAGCUGGAUACAGGACGGUGUUCUUGCCUGGAGAUUCGCCUAGGUUCGUUAUGAGAUCUUCUAGGACCGUACCAAAAGUUGUCGGACUUCAGGGCCCUGGUGUUCGCGGCAUGAGCCCGUUCCAUACUGCUGGAUGUGAGAGAGGUUUCAUUUAUGCGGACUCACAGGGUAUUGCACGGGUCUCUCAGAUACCAACAAUCGGUACUACCUACGCAGAGAUUGGCAUGUCUCUGAGGAAACUUCCACUAAAUAUCGACGCCCAUUCCAUCACCCACCAUCCGCCUACUGGGACUUUUGUCGUGGGUUGCGAUACGUUCGAGCCGUUCGAGCUACCAAAGGAUGAUGACUACCGCAAAGAGUGGCAUUUGGAGAAGGACCUUACCUUCAAGCCGACUAUCGAACGCGGGCAGAUCAAGCUGAUCAGCCCUAUUACCUGGACGGUCAUCGACACUAUUGAGAUGGAACCAUGCGAAAUCGUCAUGUGCGUCGAGACUAUCAAUUUGGAAGUGUCCGAGUCUACGAAUGAGCGGAAACACCUGAUCGCUGUAGGCACGGCCAUCUCCAAGGGAGAAGACCUACCUGUCAGAGGCCGGGUUUUCGUAUAUGAUAUCGUGACAGUCAUCCCCGAGCCAGGGCGACCGGAAACGAACAAGAGGUUGAAACUGGUUGCGAAAGAGGACAUUCCCCGUGGCGCGGUCACGGCUCUCUCCGAGGUUGGUACUCAGGGGCUGAUGCUAGUCGCCCAAGGGCAGAAAUGCAUGGUCCGUGGUCUGAAGGAAGACGGGACUUUGCUACCUGUCGCGUUCAUGGAUAUGAACUGCUACGUGACGGCCGUCCGUGAGCUCAAGGGAACCGGGCUUUGCCUCAUGGCUGAUGCAGUGAAGGGUGUCUGGUUCACGGGUUACACCGAGGAGCCUUAUAAGAUGAUGUUGUUUGGAAAGAGUUCGACCAAGCUGGAGGUCUUGACGGUCGACUUUCUCCCGGACGGACACGAACUCCUCAUUGUGGUCUGUGACUCCGAUGGCGGCAUUCAUGUGCUGCAAUUCGACCCCGAGCAUCCCAAAUCCCUUCAAGGCCACCUCCUCCUGCAUCGCACCACAUUCUCAACUGGCGGAAAUCUACCAACCCGCAGCAUGCUCGUCCCGCGCACCCUGCCCGCAACAUCCGAUUACCUAGCCCCAGACCCCGAAACCAACGGCACGACCACCAACGGCGCGACCGGCAGCAGCAGCGACCAGCCCCCAGCGCCGCCUUCCACCAUCCUCCUCGCCGCACCCACGGGCGUCCUCGCGACUCUCUCCCCGCUUGCGGAGCCGCAGUACCGGCGGCUCUCGUUCCUGACGGGCCAGCUGCUCUCGUCGCUGCCGCACCACGCGGGCCUGAACCCGCGCGACUACCGCGCGCCCGUGUCGACGGGCGCCAUGGGCCGCUUCCCGCCGGGCGUCGACGCGGGCAUGGGCCGCAGCAUCGUCGAUGGCGCGCUGCUGGCGCGCUGGAACGAGCUGGGUGCCGGACGGCGCGCCGAGAUCGCGGGGCGCGUGGGGUUUGCGGGCGUGGGCGAGAUUCGGGAGGUGCUGCGGGAGGUGUUGGGAGCGGGUGGGUUGGGGUAUUUGUGA
Messenger RNA from Anthostomella pinea, 4386 nucleotides. The record is from the annotation of a GenBank genome assembly. NCBI's taxonomy places the organism in Eukaryota, Fungi, Ascomycota, Sordariomycetes, Xylariales, Xylariaceae.